Molecule: messenger RNA, 2064 nt
Organism: Moneuplotes crassus
Lineage: Eukaryota; Ciliophora; Spirotrichea; Euplotida; Euplotidae
Source: the annotation of a GenBank genome assembly
UAAACUCAAUUAUUUAUAAAUUUCAGAAUUCAUCAAAAACAUUCAUGAAUUAUAAUAGUACUAAUUCCAAGUCAAGUGCCGACCCUCAGAAAUUGCAAGAGCAAGACAGAAUCGACAACUGAAACCAAGACUUAGGCAACAAAUUUAAGAAAGAAUUUAAUAAAUUAAAAUGAGGAACAAAUAUGGGCUCUAAUCAGGCCAUGGUAAACCUUGAAUUCAGACCUCUUGAGGAUGUCCCCACAAGCAGAGAAACGAAUGGAAAUGGUCAGGGACAUGUACAGAACCUAACCCAAUGCGUUAAACCUUCUUCUGAAGAGAUUUCUAAAUCGGAGGGAGAUGCUGCAUAUCUCCCUAGGAAAAAUACCACAAUUACACAGAACAGGAAUUCAUCACAAGUUCCUGACCAAAGUAUCGAUCGAGGAGAGGCUUCAGGAGGUUUGUUAGCUCCCCCACAUCAAGAAGGGUCGACUUCAGAAAUGAGCGAAAAUUUCCCAAACUUACCGGCUUCCAGUCAAAAUCCUCUACGAAUCGAACAAGCCAAACCCACUGAAGAAAUUUUUAAAGAAAUGGGGUAUUGAGAAAAUGGACAAAUAGAACCUACCUCAAAAUAUAUAGCAUCUCUAAAAGCUGAUGCAAAUUGGCCGCAAGGGCCCAAUGAAUGCCAUCUGUGCUUAAAGCAUAGGACUAGGAGCAGCCUUAUUUCAUGCACAAAAGGGAAACAUGGCUGUAAAGUCAUGAUUUGAAAUAUUUGUGCUAAAAACAACGGUCCUAAUAAAACUAAGCUUCGUAAUGAUUUCCAGUGACCUGUGUGUCAAGGUAUAUGAUAUUGAUCAAAAUGCUGCAAGCUUAUGCUAGAAGAGGAUUUUGCUAAAGCUUGCCAAAUAUUAGGUCUAGAAGCAAAAGUUUGCAACCGAAGUGCUAUCUCUUCUCAUACUCCAUCUUUAGCACAAAAGGAUGUAAUGCAACAAGAAGUCACCCAAAAGUGAGAAAUUCUAACACUCGAGGAACAAGACAAUUAUGAAAGUAUUUCCAGAUACCAAGUAGAAGAAGGCUCUGGAUCGGAGGACAGCCACUGAAUUCCUUCAAAAGCCACAAGGUUUAGAGCUCCAAGAGGAUCUUACAAUAAGCAUAACACCAAUAAAAGUAAAAGAAAAGAUCAAGAUUACGAUGAAUUAUAUGACUUAUCUGAAACAGAUGAAGAGCUCUUUGACUACGAUAAAUUUUUAAAAAGAUUAAGCAAAAAGCAAACAAGAGUAAGCAUGGACAUCAGGAUGUAUGCCUUGAGGACACUUCCUGAUGAUAUGACAUCUUUCUUAAAAGGUAGCAAAAAUGGAGAUACUCAGAUAACACCAAUAGAAAAAGAGCAACAAUUAUCUUUCCAAGACCAUUCAAAGAAGGAAAUCAUGCAUCUCAGGCAAGAAAAUCUUCAUGAAGAAAUAAAUAAAGACCAUAAAUCUGAUCCAAAUGUUCCAAUUACUAGGAACAAGAGGAGAUGUACCUACAAAGACCAUUCCUCUAGCUCAGAACUCUCAAACAGCAAUCACACAGAAUCCAAACGAUAUAAUCUACGCGGCAGAACAUCUCCCAAAAGCUACCUUGAACCCUGUAACGAAUUCCCUGAACCCUCUGCUCUUGCUGCUAACCCCUCAUCCACCCCAAAAAUCAUACAUUCUAGCAAGCCGCCUAAAUCCCAAGCUGCCCAACCCGCCUUGAACCCCUCUUAUGCUCAGCCUCAUCAGUCAACAUUUCCUUCUUCAGGGACCAAAGUCCAGCAGCCUACGGCUGCCUUCCUUCUUUCCCAGUACUGAACAUGAAGUCUUAGGCAGCUGGGUCAGCCAAGUUUAGCCCAGAUGCCUGGGCUAAACCAGCUUUCACAGAAUAUUCAUGUGUACCAGGCUAGAAUGGACCAGGGUAGGUCUGCAGUGCAGAAUAGGUAUAUCCCGCCCAUUUUCACUAGACCCCUCCCAGUUUCCAAAAGCCACGGCUGGGAACCCUCUCUGCUUCAGCAAAGAAGAAAAAAUUAAGUAUUCCCUGUAUUAAGAGUUUAAAAGACUUUAGAGUUUA